AUGGUGCUCAAUGUGACCCUUGGAUUCGACUCAACCUUUACUAGUAGUGUUGUCCCCUCUUUGGAUCUUUUUAACAGUACAAACCAACCGAAAAUCUCGCAAAAGAGCGAAAAUAUCGGAGCUGGGGACGGCGGUGGUGACGAGGGCAUGCAACCGGCACCUGGCGGAAGUGGAGAAGUGACUCGAGGUGGGCUCGGCCGGUUCUGCUCGGCGCCGGCGUCAUGGUUGGAGGCGCUGCUUGAGGACGAGGAAGAGGACCCUUUGAAGCCAACCCAGUGCCUCACCGACCUUCUUGCAGAUAGCUGCGGUGGGCCCACUUCGUCUGUGGCGGUGGGGUUUGGUGCGGAAGUGGUGGCGGAUCCAGCUGCGAGGUUUUUGAGACAGAACAGCUCUCCGGCCGACUUUGUCGGAAAUUCGAGUGAUGGGUCGGAAGGGUAUUUCUCCGGGUUCGGUGGGAUUCCGGCCAGCCAGCUCGACUAUGUUUCUAACCCGAAUUUCGGUAGCGUUUCUUCAUCUUCUUUGGCUAAUAAGCGGGUUCGGGAGGUGAAAAUGGAGGAAGGUGGAUUGGAGGAGUCAGGAGCUCUGAGGGUUAGGGCAAAGAGAGGUUGUGCUACUCAUCCAAGGAGUAUUGCUGAAAGGGUUAGGAGGACUCGAAUUAGUGACCGGAUAAGGAAGCUUCAGGAGCUGGUACCCAACAUGGAUAAGCAAACUAAUACUGCGGAUAUGUUAGACGAGGCAGUGGAGUAUGUGAAGUUUCUUCAGAAACAGAUUCAGGAGUUGUCAGAGUAUCAGCGCAGGUGCAAAUGCAUGCCUAAAGAAUAAACAGAGGUACCUCAGAAUGCCACCUACUGUUUAGUGUAAUUAUUAGGUUUUUAAACUUUCAGCCGAGGUUUGUCAUCAUGGUUGUUGAUUAGAAUUACCUUGUAUUUUUGAGAUACUCUAUAUUCUAAGGCACAUUCUUCAAUAUAUAGAUGUAAGAAUGCCAUACCUAGAAUCAGUGGUAAAGCCUUUGGCCGCUUCCUAGAAUCAGUGGUUAAGCAUUUGGCCGCUUCCUUUUGAAAAUUCUGUUAGUAUUAUUGUAUUCCAUCAAAAAGGAACCCGAGUAUUGUUAUGGACUCAUAGCUCUAAAAUUAUGCGUCACAUUUCAUAUUUUUAACAUGCUUUUAAUCAUUUUCCCCAUUAUCUUCUUUCCAUGUCCAUAUAUCAUCUUGAAUAUAUAGGUUGAAAAGUUGCAGUUCACAUUGUU
Molecule: messenger RNA, 1246 nt
Organism: Fragaria vesca subsp. vesca
Lineage: Eukaryota; Viridiplantae; Streptophyta; Magnoliopsida; Rosales; Rosaceae
Product: transcription factor bHLH80-like
Biological process (GO): regulation of transcription by RNA polymerase II
Cellular component (GO): nucleus
Molecular function (GO): DNA-binding transcription factor activity, RNA polymerase II-specific; RNA polymerase II cis-regulatory region sequence-specific DNA binding; protein dimerization activity
Source: RefSeq, a predicted model, not a curated record